CACUACUGAUCAGUUGAAUAGAAGGAACGUGGAACGAAGUUGUAAUGUCGUUUAUGUUGUUUCUAUGCGCAGUGAACGAUAUUUUGCUUGUAACUAUAUAAUAAUAACUAAUAAUACUGUAAGGCGGCAUAAUUUUACGAAAAAUAAAAAAAACAUGUCUAUCGAAAGUAGCAGUAUUCCCGUGACCAUUGAAUUCGGAGGUGGGGCAGAAUUACUUUUCGACAAAAAGAAAAAGCAUUCUGUGAACUUACCUGGAAACGAAUGGACUAUACAAAAGUUACUUUUCUGGAUAAAAGAUAACCUUCUAAAAGAACGACUGGAACUUUUUAUGCAAGGAGACACCGUGCGACCAGGAAUUUUGGUACUUGUAAAUGACACCGAUUGGGAAUUAUUGGGCGAGAGCAAUUACAAGAUAAAUUCAGGCGACACGAUAUUGUUUAUAUCUACCUUACACGGAGGAUAGGACGCAUUUUUACGCAAGAGGACAAGACGGUGACCCACGAAGAGGGAAUCAAAGAUGGUGGUGCGCGACUUGAUUCGAUCGCUACGGGGAAAAUGAUAAUUUCGCGGGACACUUGUUUGUGUGAAGUACGCGCACACGUGCACACUGUCAGAGAAUAAAAUGCUCAUUCGCACGA
Bombus terrestris (buff-tailed bumblebee) is the source of this 638-nucleotide messenger RNA. RefSeq names its product ubiquitin-related modifier 1 (gene Urm1). The transcript has 5 exons. The coding region runs from base 65 to 463 and encodes 132 amino acids. Lineage: Eukaryota; Metazoa; Arthropoda; Insecta; Hymenoptera; Apidae. Gene Ontology annotation, molecular function: protein tag activity. The record is from RefSeq and is a predicted model, not a curated record. Gene Ontology annotation, cellular component: nucleus; cytoplasm. Gene Ontology annotation, biological process: protein urmylation; tRNA thio-modification.